Messenger RNA from Physcomitrium patens, 1201 nucleotides. RefSeq names its product aquaporin TIP1-2. Gene Ontology annotation, biological process: water transport; transmembrane transport. The record is from RefSeq and is a predicted model, not a curated record. Gene Ontology annotation, cellular component: membrane. Gene Ontology annotation, molecular function: water channel activity. NCBI's taxonomy places the organism in Eukaryota, Viridiplantae, Streptophyta, Bryopsida, Funariales, Funariaceae.
CUUUGCAGGCACAGUCCCAGAAGUAUGUAUAAUAAGAGCCUCGGCCACUACUCCGUCACAAGCCUUGUAGGUUGCUUCACUCUUGUGCCGUCCCCUGUACUGCAGUCAUACUCCAAGCAGCGUUGGUGUGCAGAUUGCAAGCAUCGUAACGCCUUUCGAAGCAUCAUCGCCGUGUCCGUGUAGCUGUUGCUGUUUUUGUUGGCGCCGCUGGAAUCGUCUUCACCAUGAAGAUCGCAUUCGGCGAAGCAGACGAGGCGUCGAGCCCCGACGCGAUCAAGGGCGCCGUGGCGGAGUUCAUCUCGCUGUUCCUGUUCGUCUUCAUCGGCGUUGGAUCGGUUAUGGCCUACGAGAAGAUCCAUGUGGGUGACUUGGAUGCUGCAGGUCUGCUCAUGAUCGCCAUCGCCCACGGCUUGGCCAUCGCAGUUCUGGUGGCUGCCACGGCGAAUAUCAGCGGCGGGCAUGUGAAUCCGGCUGUGUCGCUCGGCCUCGCGCUCGCAGGAAAGAUCACCAUCAUCCGGCUCGUGCUCUACUGGGUUGCCCAGCUUUUGGGCGCUGUCGCAGGUGCCUGGGUUUUGAAAGCCGUAACCACGGGUGAGGACGUCGCACGCCAUGCAAUCGGUGCAAACAUGACCGGCUUCUCCGCCAUGUUGAUGGAGAUUGUGCUCACCUUCACCCUCAUGUUCGUCGUAUUCGCCACCGCCGUGGAUCCCAACAAGGGCACGGUCGGGGUGAUCGCGCCGCUCGCCAUCGGCUUCACAGUCCUGGCCCAGAUCUUCGUGGGCGCCCCUUUCUCCGGCGCGUCGAUGAAUCCCGGGAGAUCCUUCGGCCCUGCCGUGGUAGCCUGGGACUUCAAAAAUCACUGGGUAUACUGGGUCGGCCCUCUCGUCGGCGCUGCGCUCGCCGCGCUCAUCUACGACGGUGUCUUCAUUUCCCCCGCCCCCCCGGCCGGCCACCAGCCCGUCCCUACCGAGUUCUAGAGUGCUCAUCACCAAAACGUUUAACAGUCUAAUAUCCAUUCUCCACUCUCCUUGCGGAAAACUUACCCAGAAAACUCUAGUGUACACUCGGAGAUCGCAUUGUAAGUAUGAAGGUUUCGUGGCAGAGGUGAAUGUUCAAGUGCACAGCAAGUUUCUCUCAUAUAUCCGUGUUUCAUUAUACAUGUUCAUCAUCAUCAAGUGUAAUUACACACGUUUUUCUUGUA